Molecule: messenger RNA, 5637 nt
Organism: Gadus chalcogrammus (walleye pollock)
Lineage: Eukaryota; Metazoa; Chordata; Actinopteri; Gadiformes; Gadidae
Gene: col5a3a
Product: collagen, type V, alpha 3a
Molecular function (GO): extracellular matrix structural constituent
Source: RefSeq, a predicted model, not a curated record
UUGAAUGAGAGGGACAGAGAGAAGUUGAGAGGAGCCUAAAAAAAAAGUCUCCAACAAUCAGCAAGUGGAACUAGUCUACAGACCGUGCACGGGGCGCAGUGUUGGCUUUCUUCUCUUCUUCCCGCAUGGCUGCUUAGUUUAAUCAAACUUUCAUAUUGCAAUUUCAAAGUUUUUCGGCGAAGGCAAGGGGUCUAAUGCCUUUAAAGAUGGACCGCCUGGCAAGAAGGAGGUCGUUGAGGACAAUACCGCUAUUUCUUAUUGUCUUACUUCAAGCAACAGCGACACGAACUGCAGCCGACCACAUCGAUGUGCUGCGUGUGCUGGAGCUGUCCGAGGGUAUGGAGGGCGUCGCCUUGGACUCGGGCCUCUGUACCAACAGGAAGGGCGUGGAGGAAGCGGACCUGGCGUACAGGAUAAACAGAAGGAUCCAGCUCAGCGCCCCGACCAAACAGCUCUUCCCCGAAUCCCCGUUCCCGGAGGACUUCUCCCUGAUGACCACCCUGAGAGCCACGAAGGACACCCAGUUCUUCCUGCUGUCCGUGUACGACCAGCAGGGGGCGCAGCAGCUGGGCCUGGAGGUGGGACGCUCCCCCGUGUUCCUGUACGAAGACCACCAGGGACUUCCCCUGCCAGAGGACUACCCCACGUUCAAGAAAAUCAAUCUGGCCGACGGAAAGUGGCACAGGAUAGCCUACAGCGUUCAGGGCAAGGCCGUGACCCUCUACGUGGACUGUGAGAAGGUGGAGACCCUGGAUCUGCUGCGCGGGGACGCCGCCGUCGUCAGCACGGACGGCGUGACCGUGUUCGGGACACGGCUGAUGGACGAGGAGGUGUUUGAGGGUGAAAUACAGCAGCUGCUCAUAGCGGAAGAUCCUCUAUUGGCGGAAGACUACUGUCUGAAAUACAUCCCAGACUGUGACUCCCCCCUGCCCUAUAACACCCAGAUCAUGGACAAGUCUGAGAUUUCCCAACCUCGGGAACCGCUGCCGACAAGCGUCAAGGAAACGGAGAAGGAAGUCUCAAAAAAGGGCAGGAAGGGCAAGAAGGACAGGAAGAACAAGAACAAGAAGAAGCGGGACAAGGGCUCCAAGGGCAAAGGCAAAGGCAAAGGCAAAGGUAAGGCUAAAGGUAAAGGCAAGGGGAAGGGGAAGGGGAAGAGGAGGCAGAAAGACGAGGAGCAAGCCCUCGAGGACGGGUUCCUCAGCGUCUCCCCGGCGACGCUGGCCCAGUAUCUGACUAAGGAGCCCCCCCCCCCCAACCACCCGGCCCCCGAGGGCCCCAGAGGCCACCGAAGAACUCGUGCCCUCCGCAGGCUACGCCGAAAGCCUCGAGCAGACCUUCCCCUCGGAGAUGCCCCAAACAAGCGAGCCAGAGACGCCGCCGCCGCCACCGCUACAGCCACCGAGGAUCAACGACCUUCUCCGGUGUCCGCCGCACUGCCUGAAUCCAAGGUCGAAGCGGAGGAGGACAGACCACUCAAAAGGCCGGUGGUGGAGGAGUACAGCGAUAGUGACCUGUAUGACGAUCUCUCAGUUUCCACGGUAACCGUGGGUCCCAAUGUUACCGACUAUGAGAUGCUGGAAUACGAGGACGUGAAGAACGCCACAUCCUCCGAGUACGAAGAGUACGAGAUCUACGAGGACGCCUACAGCUUCGCCGAGCGAGACCUGGCCCAGACGUGGGACGGAGAGGCAUCCCUGCGAGCAGAGAAGGGCCAGAAGGGGGAGCGGGCGGUGGCUGAACCGGGGACAUUAAUAGAAGGACCACCGGGCCCUCCCGGGAUAGAGGGUCUCUCCGGUAUGCCAGGACCCACCGGCCCCCCUGGACCCAUGGGAGACCACGGUGAACUGGGCCCCCCUGGACGCCCAGGUCUUUCCGGGGCUGAUGGGAUACCAGGUCCUCCAGGCACUCUGCUGAUGUUACCAUUCCAGUUCGGUGGGGAUUCUCAGAAGGGCCCUGUCGUCUCUGCCCAGGAAGCCCAAGCGCAUGCCAUCAUUCAGCAAGCCAAGAUUUCGCAGAAGGGACCUCCGGGUUCGAUGGGUCUCGGGGGGCGACCAGGACCUGAGGGUCUUCCAGGUGCUUCCGGCCUGAAGGGAAGUGCUGGAGACGACGGCCACUCUGGCCCCCGUGGAUUACAUGGCCCUGCAGGGCUGAACGGCCGGGCGGGGAAACGGGGGCGGUCAGGAGCAGAUGGGGCUCGCGGAGCGCCGGGAGAAACAGGCACUAAGGGUGACAGAGGCUUUGACGGGUUGCCAGGAAUCCCGGGAGACAAGGGACACAGAGGGGACAGGGGCAAACCAGGUCCUCACGGGCCCUUUGGAGAUCCGGGAGAGAAGGGUUCUACUGGGCCGUUCGGACCUAGGGGGCAGCCAGGCGAACCUGGCGCGAGGGGUCUCAACGGACCGAGGGGCUCAGCGGGACCCCCCGGCCAACCUGGUAUCCAUGGCAUUGAUGGAGUUCAGGGGUCGAAGGGCAACAUGGGGCCGUCUGGAGAGAUCGGGGCCCCAGGUCAACAAGGAAACCCAGGGACACAGGGCCUGCCUGGUCCUCAGGGUCCCAUCGGCAUGCCGGGAGAGAAGGGGCCUCAAGGGAAGACAGGCCUGCUGGGACUACCUGGCAUUGACGGACCACCUGGUCACCCAGGGCGAGAGGGGCCCGCCGGAGAGAAGGGUCUGCUGGGCUCAGCAGGAGUCCAGGGGCCCGUCGGAUAUCCGGGCACACGCGGAGUCAAGGGAGCUGAGGGAGUGAGGGGUCUUAAGGGAGGCAAGGGGGAGAAGGGCGAGGACGGCUUCCCCGGGUCCAAAGGUGACAUGGGCCUCAAGGGGGACAGGGGUGAUAAUGGAGUGCCAGGAAUCCGUGGAGAAGAUGGAACGGAGGGCCUGAAGGGUCAAUCGGGACUCCUGGGAGAUUCUGGGUCAUCGGGGAUCGCUGGCGAAAAGGGUAAACUUGGUGUACCAGGCCUGCCGGGUUACCCAGGAAGACAGGGUCCUAAGGGAUCUCUCGGAUUCCCGGGCGCUGCCGGGGUCUUCGGGGAGAAAGGACGAAGGGGUCCAGCUGGUCAGGCGGGCGCCGGAGGCCAGAGAGGGCCUAAUGGGGCGAGAGGGGGGAGAGGAGCAGAGGGUCCCACUGGAAAGCCUGGAGAAAAGGGCUCUGCCGGACAAGACGGCCCCUCGGGAGGACCGGGGGAACAGGGCCCCUUAGGGCCGCAAGGAAGGAACGGAGAAGUGGGACACAAAGGACCAAACGGUCCCCCUGGGAAAGACGGUCUACCAGGGCACCCAGGACAGCGAGGAGAGGCAGGUUUCCAAGGCAAGACGGGAGCGCCCGGGCCCGUCGGUGUGGUCGGACCGCAGGGUAAAUCCGGCGAGACGGGCCCAACGGGAGACCGAGGGCACCCAGGGUCACCGGGACCACCCGGGGAGCAAGGCCUACCCGGAUCCGCGGGGAAGGAAGGCUCCAAGGGCGACUCAGGUCCUGCUGGCUCCCCAGGGAAGAGUGGCCCUGCUGGGACGCGAGGCUUCCAAGGCAGUCGAGGCAGCCCGGGUGCCAUGGUAACGCAUAACGCCAUGUGUCUCUUCCUGUUUACCCGCCAUCUAGAUCCAAGCCUUGUGACCAUGGCUGCUGUAGCCAAUCUCUCUGUCGUGAAACUUGCGGCGUGGAACAAAGAAAAGCCAGGAACUUGGUUCAGCAGUUUCAGGAAAGGAAAGCAGUUCUCGUACAGCGACAGCGACGGCACGCCCGUGCACGUGGUGCAGCUGACCUUCCUGAAGCUGCUGAGCGCCACGGCCAAGCAGAGCUUCACCUACACCUGCCAGAACUCGGCGGGCUGGUUCGACAGCGACGCCCGCUCCCACCAGCGCGCCCUGCGCUUCCGGGGCGGCAACGGCGAGGAGCUGACCCCGGCCAGGAGCCCUUUCAUCCAGCCGCUGUACGACGGAUGCCAGUCCCGGAAAGGUCAGGAGCGGACGGUGUUAGAGAUCAGCGCUCCGUCGGCGGAGCUGCUGCCCAUCAUAGACGUGUCGCCUGUGGACUUUGGCGGAAACAACCAGAAGUUUGGCUUCGAAGUGGGGCGCGUGUGCUUCAGCGGCUGAGGGGCUGACCACGAGCUCAGGGAGAAAAGUCACCGGCACAACCACGGCGCACACAGUCCGCAGAGGAGAAACUGGACUUCACCACUAGCCCAUGCAAUAUUUAUUAAAUAUGUUAUAUGUGGGGUUUGUGGUUUUGUUGUUUUUCUGUAUUUCUAAUAUGGAAUUCCUGAUUCUAUUGACUAUAGGAACACGAGCAGAUAGAGGAGGAGACAAGGCAGGAGGAAAAGCAGGUUUACCAAAGGGAAAUGUUCCACUUAGUUUUAUUAAUUCCUUUCUUUUUGUUACUUUCUUCAAAUGAUCGAUUCUUUUUUCGUUGCAUUAUGUUCCGUCAUUUACUAAAGAAAGUAAGACUGAACCACUUGGCAAUGAUCAAUUGAAAAAUCACAGAUCACCCUCCUAUUUAUGGAAAGCAUUUCUGUCCUAUCCUGUGGUAUGGGUCAGUUGUAAUGUGGGAUAAACUAAACAAGAGAUGCUGUUAUACUGAGAGCACUUGAUCUCUACCAUAUUCACUUCCACAGAAACAGCUCAUUUAACACCACUGGGUGCAGAGGUGAUGCACAUUUUUGUGUACCCUUCAAUGGCAGUUUGCUUAGUGAAUGAUUUUGAUUAGUAUCCAAUCGGUGCUUCCGGUUAUAAGGCCCUCACUCUUACUUGACCGGGUGAAGGUUGUUUCUAUUACUGGAACAAUUUUCCAUGUGUGAUGAUGAACGUCCGCAGAGCUCACGGCUAAUACCUCGUCAGGGGCAUAUUUCCCGAUAUGUCUGCGCUCAGCAUGCAUGUUAAGGAUAAUCAAGGCACAUGAAAAGCAAGACAGCUCUGCAGGCAGAUUAGGCAAAACUGUUUCCCACUCGAUACAACUGCAGUACCUGACAGCAAUUUGUUUGAUCCCUUCCAUUUUGUAACUGCUGAGGCUCUGUUUCUUCCCGGGCCACUAAUGUUGAUUGUCUUCAUAACCUACCUUUUUUUUUUGAUCAUAUUUUGUUUUGUUUAUAUGUUGAAAUGAAAAUGUAUCAUGUACUCGAAAAAUGGUGCUCGCUUCGGACUUGUGACGCUAUUCCCUGGUGCUAACCAUGUAUGAUUUGAGAUGGUACGUUCUAUAUGUAUGCGGGCCGGAUUAAAGGACUGAAGCUACGGGCCUAUAAAGUGUUUUAACCAGUGGUUUUCCGGGCUAGUCAACCUCAGUCUAAGAGCUCAAGUCUAUAAAUAAAGCCGGUGGACACAAAAUAGCUAGUGAAUCCAAGACGUUCUCAGGUCUGUCUCUCGGAGAUCAUGGUGGGCUGUCACUCCAGAUCAGAUGGGUACCCUGCGUUCUCCACCGCUGUUGAAAAUUCAUGUCCAAUACCGACCCCCUUCCCCUGCAUUCUAAUGGCGCCGGCCCACCUGUGCAUAGUGUGUUCUGAAGUUGAUAUAUUGUUGUACAGUUAUUCUAAGGAUGCGAGUUUUACAAAUGAUCUGCUGCACGAGUGAACCGUCACGGUCACUUGUAAGAAUAAAAAUGUGGAUUUUAUGAAUAAUAUAAUGAUUGAAAUAAAACGGAAAAAAAAAC